CUUCCGAUGGAGGCGUUAUCCUUGUUUCCGAUUUCUUUUCGCGUUUUUGCCCAAACUACACAAACCAAAACGAUCGAAAGCAAAAUUAGAGAGAGAGAGAGAGAGAGAGAGGUGAGAGGACGGAGAUGAAGAAGUGUGAGCUGUGCGAUGGGGUGGCGAGGAUGUACUGCGACUCGGACGAAGCGCAUCUGUGCGGGGGCUGCGACGCGAAGGUGCACGGCGCCAACUUCCUCGUGGCGCGCCACACGCGCGCGCUCCUCUGCCGCACGUGCCAGUCGCCGACGCCGUGGCGCGCGGCGGGGGCGCGCCUCGGCCCCGCGGUGUCCGUGUGCGAGCGGUGCCUCAUAAGAGGCAGAGGCGGUGGGGGAGGCGGAGGAGGAGGGGGCGAGGAGGGAGCGGAGGAGAGAGGAGGCGAGGUCGAGGAAGCGGCGGAGGAGGUGACGGAGGAGGAGGGGGAAAACCAGGUGGUGCCGUGGGCGCUCACGCCGCCGCCGCCGCCGCUGACGGAGGAGACGAGCUCGUCCUCGAUCAGCGACGCGGGUGGGGAGGGGGACGAGGAGAGCACUCGGAUUUGUAAUCAUAGGUCGACGAACAAACGGAUGAGGCAUUGCUCAGAUCUCGAUUCGCAGGACGAUCUUCUCCCCUCGUCCUCAUCAUCGCACCGUUCUCCGCCGUUGAUCUCGGGUGAAUCUACAGCGGAGGACGAGGCCACGUCACUCGCCGACCCCCUUCUCCGGCGACGACCCUCAAAACACCGUGAGAGGACGACGACCCCGGAUCAACCCGGCUCUAAGCCGAUCUCCACCGUUAACGUCGCCCAAAGCGUUGUGUACUGUCGAGAAAUCUCAGCCGUUGAUUUUGCGUCCUCCCGCUCUCAACACCCUCCGAUCUAAAUGAGGUUGGGGUUGCUGGUAUCAUCAAUAACUGCAGAGAGAAAUACUCAGCUUGGUUUUUUAUUAGAUUCUUAAUCAGAGUCAUCAUUAGGAUAUAUCUCUAUAUGCAUACACCUGACAGAGAAAAUAUUGAUACCAUUUUAUGGAGCAGCUAACCAUAGUAAUACAACCAUUUCUGUGUUUAAUGUAAGAAUAUUCACAAACCUAUUGAUUUUGUUUGUCUGAAUGUGUCAGUCUUCUUGUAUGAAAGAGAUCCUCAGUGUAGAGAAUGUAAUCAGUACCUGUAAUGAAACUUUUAUUUUUCCUUUAUCCCUCAAAUUUCAAUACUUUUAUUUUUUU
Messenger RNA from Ananas comosus (pineapple), 1232 nucleotides. Its product is annotated as putative zinc finger protein At1g68190. Bases 126 to 893 code for a protein of 255 amino acids. The transcript is spliced from 3 exons. The record is from RefSeq and is a predicted model, not a curated record. NCBI's taxonomy places the organism in Eukaryota, Viridiplantae, Streptophyta, Magnoliopsida, Poales, Bromeliaceae. Gene Ontology annotation, molecular function: zinc ion binding.